AUGAUGCAACAGAUUUUGAGGGACAUGUACAUCGAUCCGGACCUGCUGGCGGAGCUCAACGAGGAGCAGAAGCACAUCCUAUUCUAUAAGAUCCGCCAGGAGCAGGUGAGGCGCUGGGAUGAGAGGGAGAACCAAGAGAACCAGGAGAACCAGGACCAGGACCAGGGGAAGAAGGGUGAGUCUGGGUGUACUGUACUGAGUGUUUUUUUGACAAGCGGAGUGUAGAUUUAGACAUGCUUUUAGCUGUGUCUAAAUUAUGACUUCAUAGGGAUGUUUGGUAUUGGUAAGUAUGGUUAAAUAGAAUAUUCCCAAAUAAACUGGAGACUGUAGAGGUUGUGUUUGGUUUUAUUAGUCACAGACACAGACAGUCAAAGGUGAUGCUAACAUGCUAACCCCACUGUGCCCACUCAGGCAGCAGGAGAAGUAUCCAGUGGCUGCAGGGCAGCGAUGGGGAUGUGUGGGUGUGGGUGAUGGGCGACGCUCCUGGGGAUAAGCCUUAUGAGGACAUCAUCAAGGAGUUGAUGGGGGAAAAAGCCAGACGGCAGGCUCAGCAGGAGGCCAAGGAGCUC
This is a messenger RNA of Coregonus sp. 'balchen', 569 nucleotides long. Lineage: Eukaryota; Metazoa; Chordata; Actinopteri; Salmoniformes; Salmonidae. The record is from the annotation of a GenBank genome assembly.